Molecule: messenger RNA, 1167 nt
Organism: Magnolia sinica
Lineage: Eukaryota; Viridiplantae; Streptophyta; Magnoliopsida; Magnoliales; Magnoliaceae
Product: proteasome subunit beta type-1
Exons: 7
Coding region: 118-792 (224 amino acids)
Cellular component (GO): proteasome core complex
Source: RefSeq, a predicted model, not a curated record
CCAAGAAACUAGUACAGGCAAGAAAUAAGAGCAGCGAACCUCCAUUUCCCAGCCCUAAAAAUCAUCCCUUUUUUAACAUUCUCUUCUCCGCCAUCAAUCAAUCCAUCAAGAAAAGCAAUGGCUACCAAACAGCAAGCGAACUGGUCCCCCUACGACAACAACGGAGGUACAUGCGUCGCAAUCGCAGGUGCUGAUUACUGCGUCAUCGCUGCUGACACCCGCAUGUCCACCGGCUACAGCAUUCUCACCCGCGACUACUCGAAGAUCUCGAAACUAGCAGACAAAUGUGUAAUGGCUUCUUCGGGCUUCCAAGCUGACGUGAAAGCCCUUCAAAAGAACUUGGCAGCCAGGCACUUGAUCUAUCAGCAUCAACAUAAUAAGCAAAUGAGCUGCCCUGCAAUGGCUCAGCUCCUCUCCAACACGCUUUACUACAAGCGUUUCUUCCCAUACUAUGCUUUCAAUGUCCUAGGGGGACUUGAUAACGAAGGAAAGGGCUGUGUCUUCACAUACGAUGCAGUUGGAUCGUAUGAAAGAGUCGGAUACAGCUCCCAAGGUUCUGGUUCUACCCUCAUCAUGCCUGUCCUGGAUAACCAACUGAAAUCUCCAAGCCCCCUUCUGUUACCUGCUGUGGAUGCGGUGACUCCGCUGUCGGAGUCGGAAGCAGUUGAUAUGGUUAAGGAUGUUUUUGCAUCUGCGGCCGAAAGGGAUAUCUACACUGGAGAUAAGGUAGAAAUAGUCAUUGUAAAUGCUGGAGGUAUUCGACGAGAGUACACAGAUCUCAGGAAGGACUAAUCACCCACCUACCUGCUGCCGCUACAGUUAGAAUUACCGACCAAAAUAUGGAAGUUAGUAUUAUGGCAGAUGUUUGGUAUUUUAUUGGGAAGAUUUGGCGAUUGUUAUGCUGUUAGAUUUUGAAAUGGAAUCAUGUGGAACAGCUGCCUCCAAUAUUCUUCCAAAGAAGUACCCAGCAUCCGACAUGUUUCUGUGUUCUUGAAUAGUCGGUGCAUGCAUUUUACUUGUUCUUUGACUUUUCUUUUAAGAGGAUUCUGAUGCCCCGACAACCUGUUUGGGAUGGUUAGAUCAUCCCUUGUAUCCUUGUUUUUUUUUCUUUGGAUUCCACAUCCAGAGGGUUUUUAUUCUGAAGAAGUCUGGCUGUUUCCCUUCUUA